UUCAUUGAAACACUUUGUGAUAUCAAGAAGUUCUUACCACGACUACCGUUGAAAAUGCUACUGUCCAGUGUUCAAAUUCUUACUAAAAAAUCCUUUCCAAUAGGAUCAGUGAGUAAUUAUUUAAAGUUCGCUGUGAAUAUGCAAAGAAUACCUAAAGUGAGCUUCUCUACAACGAAGAGUGUGAAUGUUGUUGAGUAUCUAGAAGGAGUGAUAUCCAGACCUAUUUUAGGAACUUCGAAUGAUUCUACAGUGACGAGAAAUCCUAAGGAGUUCUGUGCAACAAAACUUGACGAUAUCUGGCUUUCUAAAGCUAAACAAAAUGAUUUUUUAUCAUAUUUCCCAGGUAUCGUUGAUGAAAUAGCAGCAAAAGCGGCAACAUUUAGCAAAUUGGAUAAUGGAAAUCGUAUCAGAAGAGCUAUGGAAUACAUAAUGCCCGGAUCUAACCGAUUUCCUGGCGUAAUAACAGUAGAAACAUAUAAACUUCUAACACCAGAGCAUAAACAUACUACUGAAAAUCUCAAGUUAGCUUACUACCUAGGAUGGAUCUUAGAAAUUGUUUUAGAAGCUAUUAACAUGUCAGAUGAUGUAUACGAUGAAUGCAAAACUAGAAGAAACCGAGUUUGCUGGCAUGAAUUACCCGAUGUGGGGCCAAGUGCCGUCAAUGAUGCUUUUAUGAUGGAAGCUGGAGCAUAUUAUCUGCUAAAAAAGUACUUUGGAAAACCCGAUUGCCACACACGCCUUUUGGAGAUCUUAAACGAGACGACUUUUCUAGCUUGCAUUGGACAGCACGUAGAUGUGAUCUCCUCAAAGGACUUUGACAAGAUAAAAAUUGAAACUUUUGAUGAUAUAGUUGCAAACAUUUCCGUCUAUUUGGCUAGCUUUUCUUCUAUUGCCUUAGGAAUGACCUUAGCAGGAUACACUAAUUUAAGCAUUAUGAAGGAAGCUAAGUCAAUUCUGGCGGAUAUAGGCUACUUUUAUGUAAUUCAGAAUGAUUUUUACGAUAGUUUCGGGGAUCCAAAUGUUAUGGGGAAGGUUAGUUCGGAUAUUGGAGAAGGAAGAUGCCGUUGGCCAGCUUUGUUAACCAUGCAAUUGGGAACUCCUGAGCAAAAGGAAGUCCUCAAAGUCAACUACGGACGAAAAGAUCCCGAAUGUGUAGCGAAAGUCAUAGAGCUGUAUAGAGAACUAAAUCUACCACGACUCUAUGAUGAUUACUGCAAUAAUUUGGGAAGUCGUAUGCUUGGUGACGUAGAUAAAUUGCAGGAUGGUGACAUGAAGAAGAUUUGUGAAAAGUUGGUUGAAUCUGUAUUUUAUGCGAUGUACAAGAAGUACCCAGUAUUCGUUUAAAACUGACACAUAAUACACUGUUCAAGGAAUAAUAAAA
Molecule: messenger RNA, 1381 nt
Organism: Lutzomyia longipalpis
Lineage: Eukaryota; Metazoa; Arthropoda; Insecta; Diptera; Psychodidae
Exons: 5
Coding region: 55-1344 (429 amino acids)
Biological process (GO): trans, trans-farnesyl diphosphate biosynthetic process
Cellular component (GO): cytoplasm
Molecular function (GO): dimethylallyltranstransferase activity; (2E,6E)-farnesyl diphosphate synthase activity
Source: RefSeq, a predicted model, not a curated record